Haliaeetus leucocephalus (bald eagle) is the source of this 1386-nucleotide messenger RNA. RefSeq names its product keratin, type II cuticular Hb4-like. The coding region runs from base 1 to 1386 and encodes 461 amino acids. The record is from RefSeq and is a predicted model, not a curated record. Lineage: Eukaryota; Metazoa; Chordata; Aves; Accipitriformes; Accipitridae. The transcript is spliced from 9 exons. Gene Ontology annotation, biological process: intermediate filament organization; keratinization. Gene Ontology annotation, cellular component: keratin filament. Gene Ontology annotation, molecular function: structural constituent of skin epidermis.
AUGGGCUACCGUGGUUUGGGUUACUUCAGCAGGAGAAGCCUUGAUGGUAUGGCAUGCUCCAGGCCCAGAAUAGCUGUCAGAAGACAUCCUCCUCCAAGACAUGGAUAUGGCUUUGGUGCAGCUGGCACAAGGUUUGGCUACAGAGGUGCUGGCUUUGGCUACAGGGUUGGCGGAGUCUCCAAACCAUGCACCAUCAUACCCAUCACCAUCAACAAGCAACUGCUCCAACCGCUCAGACUGGAACUGGAUCCCAACAUGCAAACAGUGAAGUACCAAGAGAAGGAGCAGAUCAAGACUCUCAACAACAAAUUUGCUUCUUUCAUUGACAAGGUUCGAUUCCUGGAACAGCAGAAAAAGGUGCUGGAGACCAAGUGGAGCUUUUUGCAGGGUCAAAAACACUGCAAGAAUACCAUCAUACCCAUGUUAGAAGCUUAUACUGGUAACUUGAAGAAGCAACUGGAAGCACUGGGGCACAACAGAGCCCAGUUAGAAACGGACCUGAAAGCAGCACAGCAGGUUUUGGAAACCAACAAGAAAAUGCACAAGGACGAAUGCAGCCAGCGGACGUGCACUGAGAGUGAGUUUAUGGCCCUGAAGAAGGAUGCGGACUGUUUUUUCUUAAACAAAGCAGAGCUGGAAGCCAAGGUGGAAAGCCUGAAAGAAGAGGUUGAAUUCCUGAGAAUGUUCUACAAAGAGGAAAUCCACCAGCUGCGGGCGCAGAUCUCAGAUACUUCAGUGAUCAUGCAGAUGGACAACAGCCGAGAUCUCAACUUGGAUGGCAUCACUGUGGACUUUGAGGAGCAGCGAGUCACUGCAGGCAGAAACGCUGACAUCCUGCGAGAGACAAAAAACAAGAUAGCUGAGCUGACACCGAUAGUCCAGAGACUGAACAGAGAAGUCAGAAGCGCCAAGGACCAGCGCUGCAAGCUGGAAGCUGCCGUGGCUGACGCUGAGCAGCGUGGGGAAACAACCAUCAAGGAUGCAAAGCACAAACUCUCUGAGCUGGAGACAGCCCUGCAGCAGACCAAGGCAGACCUGACCCGGCAGCUCCACGAGUACCAGGAACUCGCGAACGCCAAGCUGGCCCUGGACAUCGAGAUCGUCACCUAUAGGAAGCUGCUGGAGGGAGAGGAGACCAGGCUCUGUGCAGAAGGUGGCUUCCCCAUCAACACCUCUGCUUGCCAUUCACAGGGAGGUCUCACCUACAGCCCCAAGCCUGACUUUGCAAGUGCCCAUGCCUCAGCCAACAGAAAGUCAUGCUGGACCAGCAGCGUGGGGGUCUGUGGCACAGUGGUGAGCUGCGGUGACGGUGUUAGCAGCAGGAGCACAAGGAGCUCCUACAUGAAGGUGGUGUCCAUGACCAAGUCAGCCAGGAGUAACAUGUAA